CGCCAUCUGCCAGCUCAACAGCAUGUAAACACGCCGUGAAUCUCGCAACGCUCGUUGCUUAGAAGCUUUGCUUGGAUAAUACCCGAACUAACUUGCCAAUUUCAAUUACGUGGACAAUGACAGCACCGCGACGGACUCUAAGAGAUUAUACACCGACGUGACGACGUAAAAAGGGACAACUGGAAGAUGGAGAAGGAGGGCGAAGUGACACCUGCUGAGCCGACCUGUCACUCGGGGAGGAGAAGCGAGUCAGCUGGGCAACAACGCAGCAGCUCGAACCGUCAUGUGAUCCUCUCAAACCCCCACCUUUUCCAACACGAGCCAAGAGGCAGCCAGCCAUGUGCGGGGCCGAACCGGAACCGUCCGUCAAACAUUAAUGGCGGUGACUUGUCCUGGAGAGCAAAGGCAACAACAAACAGCAAUGACCCCUUUGUUCAAAACUCAGGGAACACACAAAGAAGAGGUUUUAGGGAUUCCAGAUCGCCGAGGAUAGCAAAACCCGCUCGGGACGACUUGGCCCGAUUUGAGGUGAAAAUGUCAGACUUCCCCCAGUUGGAUGCCGGACCCUCGCACGCUCACAAAGACAGCCAGGGGCCAAAAGCGAUGGCGGAGAGACGCCGGCCUUCCUCAAAGUCAACCCCUCCCUGGGCCGAUGUGCAACAGGAGACAGCCAUGAGAGGGUCCCCGACUGUACCUGAGCUCAGACAAAUCAACAGCCACAUCCCCGCUAGCCCCACAAACCACUCCACAGUUACAUCAUGGGCUAAUGUCGCUUCUCAGCCCCCCCCUAAAGCCUCUCAGAAGGAAAAGACUGUUGUGCUGACUGAGGAGACAGACAGACAGCAGCCGGGAGAGGGAACAGCGGCAGGGAGGAAAAAACGGAAGAAAAAGAAGAAGGGAAAAGAGGCAGAUGCCGCCAACAUGCAAGCUGAGGCAGAACAGUCAACGGUCCAACAGGAGCCGCCAAAAUUUGAGGAUGAAGAGGAGUUUCCGGGUCUGGCUCCUGCUCUGAUUUUGUCUCAUCGACCGGCAAGCAAUAGAAACUCUGGAAAAGGCAAUGCAGAAAGUGAACAGGGUGAAAUGGUCCCAAACUGGGGCAAGAAUGCUACCAGAACGCCACCGACAGAGGCAGCAAAGAAAGGACAGAAAGCCGAGAAGACGUCCGGGAAGAAGAGCAAAGCUCCCGUGCAGUUGGACAUCGGGAACAUGCUGUCUGUCCUGGAAAACAAGCCGAAAUCUCAGCUAGUCAAGCACAACGUCAUUUCAGUGGUCGGAGGACUUCCUGUCAUCCACAAGCAAACGGCGGUCCAGAAGAAGACACCCAGGCAGCAGGAAAGAAUUGCGCACAACCCGCUGGACUCCACAAGCCCCCUGGUGAAGAAAGGGAAGCAGAGAGAAGUGCCCAAAGCCAAGAAACCCACUGCUCUUAAAAAGGUCAUCCUGAAAGAAAGAGAGGAGAGAAAGCAGCGACGUUUACUGGAGGAAAGAGGGGUGCUACCUGAAAACGAUUCAACGGUCACCACUGAUCCGGCACAAGACGAGCAACAGUGUGACGCUAAUCUGACAGACGAGGACGCCGGUGCUGUUUCGGGAAGUGACGAGCAGCCAGCAAACGAAACGUCAAGAGAGGGUGACGGACAAUCCGAUGGAGUGCAAGCUGACGAGGAGCAGAUUAUACAGCUCGACUUGUCCGUCACCGUGCCAGAUCGACCCAAAAUUCACAGCAGGAAGUUCAGAGAAUACUGCAGCCAGAUGCUCAGCAAAGAGGUGGACCAGUGCGCGACGUCUCUGCUGAAGGAGCUGAUCCGCUUCCAGGACCGCCUCUACCAGAAGGACCCCAUGAAGGCUCGCAUGAAGCGCCGAGUCGUUAUGGGCCUGCGGGAGGUCCUCAAGCACCUCAAACUCCACAAGGUCAAGUGCGUCAUCAUCUCGCCCAACUGCGAGCGCGUCCAGGCCAAAGGGGGCCUGGACGAGGCACUCCACAAAAUCAUCGACACGUGCCGCGAACAGGAGGUGCCGUUCAUCUUCGCCCUCUCUCGCAGGGCGCUGGGGCGCUGCGUCAACAAGAUGGUGCCCGUCAGCCUGGUGGGCAUCUUCAACUAUGAUGGCGCACAGGACUACUACCACCAGAUGAUCGAGUUGUCUUCGGAGGCCAGGCGAGCGUACGAGGAGAUGCUAGUGAGCGUGGAGCAGUCCGUCCAGGCGGAGUGCGGCGACGGAAACUUCUCUGACGAGCACAGUACCGCCAAGCUGAUUCAGCCCGAGGAGUUGGAGCCAGAGUCUCAGGAGCCGGAAUACAGGCAGCUGUGGAGGAAGCUGCUCGAGAGGGAGUCCAGCUACAAGUCAUUGAACUUUGACACGUGGCCCAGUGAAUGUAACGAAGAAAAUGAAGAUGAGACCAGUUGACAGUGGCGACUGCGGUGAGCUUCUCACGACAAUUGGACAGGAUUUAAUUGACCAGGUUCAAUGUUCUUGCUCAGAGUGGGUGGAGUAUGUGGGGUGACUACAUCAUGUGAUUGGUUGACUGCUGUAAUUCUUAUUUCCACUUGGAUGAAAUCAUGUCGUAGUGUCAAAAAAAAGAUAAUUUGCUGUUGACACCUGCAAAACGUUUGAAGAAAAAUGCACAGUUUGUCUCCUUUAAAGUCAAAUUGGUAGACGUUCCAGAAGUCAAACAAUAUUUGGAAGCAAGACUAAGUUUUAAGAACAGUUCCUGAGUUAGUUCCUAAGAGAUGCCCGACGCGGCUACAUUUUUUGAAACCUUUCUACCACUUGCACUUAUCAGCCCAUCUCCAAACUAGCUUCAAAUGUUAACCGGAAAGAGACAUUUAGUUUUUACUUUGGAGCAAAUUUUUUCACUUUUUCAGGUCUUGAUAAUGACACUACUGACUUUCAAUCGUUAUUUUGAGUUUGUUUUAUGUUAACUUUUCUUUUAACUUCUUAGGACCAAACAAGGGGCAUAACGUACAAACAAUCCCGCGAUAUGAAGUGAAUGACAAAAUAUUUUGCCUUUAUUUGACUGCAAAAAGAGACACGUACUUUGUGAUUCUUAUUUAUUAGUUAAAAACAAACAAACAAAAAACCUAAUAUGUAUAUGAGUGUAUGUAAAGACAGGCCAUAUAUGAUGGAAGAUUGAGAAGCUUGACUACCUAUUUUCAAUGAUUCUAAUUAAUAAAUUACAUUUUGGCAUGA
Messenger RNA from Syngnathus typhle (broad-nosed pipefish), 3189 nucleotides. RefSeq names its product selenocysteine insertion sequence-binding protein 2-like. Gene Ontology annotation, molecular function: mRNA 3'-UTR binding; ribonucleoprotein complex binding; selenocysteine insertion sequence binding. The transcript is spliced from 17 exons. Gene Ontology annotation, cellular component: ribonucleoprotein complex. The coding region runs from base 187 to 2406 and encodes 739 amino acids. NCBI's taxonomy places the organism in Eukaryota, Metazoa, Chordata, Actinopteri, Syngnathiformes, Syngnathidae. Gene Ontology annotation, biological process: selenocysteine incorporation. The record is from RefSeq and is a predicted model, not a curated record.